Molecule: messenger RNA, 291 nt
Organism: Lottia gigantea (owl limpet)
Lineage: Eukaryota; Metazoa; Mollusca; Gastropoda; Lottiidae
Exons: 3
Biological process (GO): protein ubiquitination
Cellular component (GO): cytoplasm
Molecular function (GO): protein binding; ubiquitin-protein transferase activity
Source: RefSeq, a predicted model, not a curated record
AAUAUAAAGGCUUUCAACGCCUUACAUCACGCCUCUUUAAAAGGCCAGGCAAUUGCUGUGGAUAAAAUAUUAGAUGGGCAUAAGUCGCUGGUAAACGCUAAAAUGCCGCAAGGAUUCACAGCUCUACAUAUAGCUGCAGUAAACAACCAUACAGACUGUGCUAAACUUCUGAUUGAAAAGGGAAACGCAGAUGUAGACAGCAAAAACCUGGAUUGCAUCACGCCACUUAUGUUAGCUGCUAGAGAAGGUCAUUUGGAAUGUUUACAGCUUUUGAUUGAGAAAAGUAAGUAA